GCCUGAAGUAGUUCACAGUUGGGCGCUAACUGCCAAGAGACAAAUAUAAAUCAUGACUAACAGAUAAUCCGCAUCAUUGAAUCGAAAACAGUCAUAUUUGCGCAUCUUUGCAAAAUGACCUACUUCGAUCGGGUUCGUCUGUCAAUGGGUCUUGUAUAAUGCUGAAUAAGCAGAACUGAUACACUUGGCUUUGUCAAUCAGCCUGCGAUACUGACUGUAUAUGAGUGGCCAAUGAUUACAAAACGUAAGAUUAUUCUAGUACUGGUAGUCUGUUCAUUUGCAGUUUCGAGCCAGCCUCUGCUAGGAGAAAGAGAGCGAUGUCUUCAAUUAUGUCGCCUCGCCCAUGGCCAAGAGAAUGGCUCCAAAGCAGAAACAGCAGAUAUGCAGGUAAGUCAGUGGCUUUGUGUUGACGUGUAUCUCUGAUCUGUUCAAAGGGUAAACACGUAGUAUAAAAAAUCGAUCAGUAUAAUCGCAAUUAGUUUGCUUAAUGACCAGUCUUGCACAACGCUCGAUAACGAUGUAAACGAAUAAAACAAUAACAGCGAAGCUACAAACACUACAUCCCAGCAAAGUUUAAGAAAAUGAGAUUUGUCAGUAGAUUAAAAUCAAGAGGCGUUAUGUAUGUCGUGUAUUGCCAUUUCAGUGCUCGAGAUUUAGUCCAUCCACUUCGGUCUAGCUUUAAUGUCAGUCUUCCGGUGCGAUUGUUUAUGAACACGUUGUUUUAUUUAUGACACUUUCUUGUUUUAAACGAUAACGUGGCGAACGAAAUAUGAGAAAUCAAUAAGCAAUAUCAAACGCAAAGGUUAAUAAGAACAAAGAAUCAGUUCGAAAAAUACGACAUGAUUUGUGAGGGCAUGCCUCAACACUUAAUAUGGAAAUUAUACAUAACAUUAUAACAUAAACUUGAUUUAUACUCGAAUUUUAUAGAGUAGCUAGCAAGCUGAUAUCUUCGAGCUGACACUACAUGAAAAUAAUAUAGAAAUAUAUGUAUACAUUAAAUGCAUUAUAAGUAAUAAUAAUGAUAAUAAUAAGCACAUACAAGAAAAGAAAAGAAACUAUUAUUUACAAUUUUAAGUUAAGUAUGUCGAGCAAAAAGAAUCUACAGGUAACAUCCUGUAUUUUGGUCUUAAAGUCUGCAAAAAAACUGAUACGAAAAAAGUGAAAAUCGCAAGUUUCUUUUAUUCAUAUCAAGUUCCUUUUAUUCAUAUCAAGAUGGAAAUGAAAGAAACAGAGCGACAAUGUUACAAAUGCGCUUAAAUAUAUUGGCGCGGGUAUCUGUUGACCCUGUAAACCGACGUGAUAAGUAGCAAGGCAUAGUUGCACGUUCAUUUGCCGCUAUGGAUCAGCAAACUAUUUUUUUUGUAGGGGAAAUUUCACGUAAAGUCCUCAAGUAAUUAAUUUUAAUUUACUAAAAGUUAUUUAGUUUCCCUACCACUAAAACAUAAAAGAAGAAAAUAGAAAAGUUAAACUCACUCUCCUUUCUGUUGCCCUAAGGCGAAAAGCAGGUAUAAAGGAAUUUGAAUUUCGCGUCCCUUCAUGUUUGCGGUCUACCGCUGAGCCGCUCUUUUCUCUUAUCGCGUGAAUGACUCGCUUUUGUAAAUAUGACACAUUGUGACUACUUGUAUUCAAUCAUAAGGCACCUUAAAAAAUCGAUGUAAAAUUUAAAAGCUGUCGUGGGUUUUCCUUUUCUUCCUCAAAUGUGUUAUUGAGCUAACAAAACAAGCCACUCUGAAACAAAACACCUGUUAAUCCGUACUGCUAUCUGUGUUUUAGAUUAAAAACUGAGUAAUAAUUAUUUUUUGACCUUGUUAUGCUCGAACUAUAGAAGCCUUUUUUUUAGAAAUAAACCACAAAAAAGAAAAAUGGUUGGGCGUCUUCAAGGGAAGCAUUAAAUGUGUCCUCUGACACUCACUGAGUUUAAAAUGGGAGUUUUAAAAAACUGUUAUUAAGUUUUCGUAAAAGCAUUGCUUAGUUUUCUAUAAAAUCGUGGCCAUCUUAUUUGGUUCGAUCAAUUUUUUUAAGUACCAAAGGCAGUAAUUUUAACGGGGGAGACUUCAGUCAGAGGGUCAAACAGGUUUUUGAAUCUAGCGAUUUCGUAACGACGCUACAGAUAUUGUUAAUCUUGAGCAGCAAUUUUCACUCUUCACCUCAAUUCUGCACCGGCGAUUUUUUUGAGCUUUUUUUUACAAUAAGAAAUGUCUACGUGAAAGACAACCAAAAAUGUUAGCCAGAUGAAACCUUAAAAAAAGCCGCGAAAACACAAUUCGAAACUAAAGAAAGGCACUAAACAAACAGCUUGCGGCAUCUAACCACACACAAAGUAAUACUUUUUUAGAGAGUCUUAAGGGUAUUUCAUUUCAUCAUAAAGUGACACUGUUCAAAGGAAGGCUCAAAUCUCCUUUUCAAAACCUAUCUUAAACUGAAAGAUUUCUUUAGCUAAUAGCUGUAAGUCGUAGAGGUUUCGCAAAUUAAACGAACCCCACAUUAGUCUAAUAAUAUAGAUCGAGAACCUCUUUCUAUAACUCGAUUUUAUGAACGGCGAAGCAAUAUCAUGCAUUUCUGAGUUUACUGAAGAAGUGAAAAUCGGCUCUGGUCGUUUAGCCUGCGUAGCAGUUAACCCAGCGUAGCAGGCGCUUGGUAGUAGUGGGCGCAAGAAAGAACGGGCGCGCGAGAGGGAGACACGCGAGGGGUGAGAGACUGGCUACUGGUCCUUCAUUACAUUAAGGUUUCAGUUGCCGUAGUGGCAUUUGCGUUUGAGCGCUCAAUAUUUUGGCUCUUCUACGGCUAUCGGUUAUUUCCCUGUUACUAAUACCAGGGACUAAAAAAAAAAAACGCAAGGGAGACAGUUUUAUAGCCUGGUUUUAUAAAUGUUGAAAAGAAAUUUCCAUUGCUGCAAAACACAUUUCUCUUGCAUGCUGAAUCACAUAUCCCAUAUCUUAAUAAGUAUUAAUAAGUUUAGUCUUGCAUUUUUUAAAACUUUCACCCAAGCUUGUGUAUGGUGGCCGAUAACUGCCAUUCGUCAAAAGCACAUAAAUUUGUUAAUUUUAGAUCGAACUUUAAUUAUUUUGUAUUGGAAAUAAAGUGAAAGUACAAUGUAAAAACAUUUUGUUUUUCAUUGAACUGGAAAUAGAUUCUUCUUUAUUAUUAUUUUCAAAACAAAACAAAAUAUUUUUACUAUGAAAUGAAAAUAAAAAUAAAAGUGAAUAAACGCAAAAGUAUAAAAAUAAUUUGUUCACGGCCUGGAACUGCCAUUCAAAACAUAAAAAAGCAAAAUUAAUUUGUUCACGGCCGGGAACUGCCAUUCAAAACAGAAAAAGUAAAAUUAGUUUGUUCACGGCCGGGAACUGCCAUUCAAAUUUGGGGAGGGACUGGAACGCAGUGACGGGCAUUAUGGCGGCAUAUUUUCGAAAUGAUGGUUGGAAAGAAGACAUCGUUCUCAAAGAAGAAAUGGCUAAAUAUGUAAAAAAGGGUUUUCAACGGAGAGAAAUGUUAGAUUUUUUGAAAAGGGAUUUUGCCCAAUAUGCAUGGAGCCUUCGCACUGUCGACAGACGCCUUCGUCACUUUGACAUACAGUACAAUGACAAAAAUGUGUCCCCCAUAUUGAGUCUAAUGAUUUUUGCGAAAAGGCGCCAAAUUAUCAAAGAAUCCGGGGAGUCUGGGUACGAGAUUGUAAACAAACGCGAGCGACGCACUCCCGCCAAAAGUCUCAUUUCUUUCUUUUUGAAUGGCAGUUCCCGGCCAUGGACAUAUUUAUUUUAGUUUUUUUUUAUUUGAAUGGCAGUUCCCGGCCGUGAACAAAUUAAUUUUGCUUUUUUUUGUUUUGAAUGGCAGUUCCAGGCCGUGAACAUAUUAUUUUUACUUUUGCUUUUAUUCACUUUUAUUUUUAUUUUCAUUUCAUAGUAAAAAUAUUUUGUUUUGUUUUGAAAAUAGUAAUAAAGAAGAAUCUAUUUCCAGUUCAAUAAAAAACAAAAUGUUUUUACAUUGUACUUUCACUUUAUUUCCAAUACAAAAUAAUUAAAGUUCGAUCUAAAAUUAACAAAUUUAUGUGCUUUUGACGAAUGGCAGUUAUCGGCCACCAUACUUGUGUAAGCGAAUUUGAAACCCGCAGAUCGAUUUGUUUGAUGUUUGAAUGACUAGUCCGGUACCCUGUAAAUGAUAAUACUGAUAACUACAGUAACCGCUUCACCAAAGGUUUCUCUUCUUCUCUCUCUCAGGUAUCUAGUGGAUUUCUCUCUUGCCCCGAGUGUCUUGAUAGAAACAAAGGUAAGUAGAAAUCUUCAUACGGAAUAAAUCAUCAAUUCAACCCCACUUGCUGAGUUUAAAGUAUGCCUGUUCUAUAGAUGACUUUUUUUUUCUUCAAAAAAGACGUCUCGUGCAGUACCACCUUUAGUUGAUGGCGUUAAAAUCUUAAACUGCUGGCCUCUCAGAGAGAGGAAAAACGGGAUAAAUCAAGGAGGCGGCGUGGGGGAGGGGGUUGAUUGAAGCUAGGAGCAGAGAUCCCGAGUCAAAAGUCAAAAGCCUAGUCAAAAGCGCCUAGCCUCUCACUCGCAUUAAUCGGCGAACGACUUCGCGCGCUCUGGGAAAGCUCAGUAUAGCCGUAAGCACUGAUUAGAAGUAAAUUCCUCGUCACUCAGUUUCCAAAUGAUACGGACAUCGGUUAUAUACAAUAUAUAUUAUUAUUUAUAUAAUAAUUUUGAAUAAUAUGAGAGGACAUUUCAAUGCUUUUUUAAACAGAGAAAGAUGGUUUGGAUGUGCCAGGCACAAGCAAACAUCGAAAGCGUAAAUCGCUUUCCGAUCCACAGCCUGCUCAGGGUAAGCUCCAACUCCAGAUCUUACUACUACGGGAAAUGCAAGUCGCUCGACUUUACAUUUUACUGCACACUGAAACUUAAGGUGAAUGGCAGUCUCACACAUCCUGAAAUUGUAUGAUAAAAGUACAAUAAUUUGAAAUGAAGUUACAAGUAAAUUUUGUUGAAAAUGCGCAUCUUGCAUCUGCCCAGGUGUCCUCUUGGUUGUAUUGAAUAACAAAGGAGGGCCAAAAAGCAGCAACGAUUAUUGAAACAUGCCGUACAUUCAUUUAAUUUGUUCAUCUUUGUAUGAUCUUUUUAUAAAUACAAGCUUUCAUACAAAAUAUUUCAGUUUGCCCAUUGCCGUCAGAAGCACCACAGUUUGUGGAGUGGACGCCAUCAGAAGUGAAUGUAAGCUUUGGAAACUACGGAAACACCGACCAUUGGUACAUAAACUGCUCAUGGUCUCCUAUGAAUGGUAAGUUCUCAAGAGAAAAUUCGACACGACAAAGCCUUUCGGUAAAUAGAAAGUGUUAGGUGGGGUCUCUUGAAUUCAGUGAUUUGCUGGUGAGGAUCUAGGAUAAACACUAAAACGAAUGCCGAAGGUGCAAGCUUCUAUGGAUCCGGGGGCAUGCAGCCCCGUGAAAAUUUUAGGAUUUUAGCUACCAAAAGUCACGUUUCCUGGGUUUCUGAGAAAUUCAGACACGAUAUUUGCCAGAUUUUAACUUCGAAAGUACUUUUUUUUUUCAUGAAAAAUGUAUAUUCAUGCAGUAUUUAUGAAAAAUCUGACGGAUUUUCGUAAAACGGUGGAAACCUGUCUGGAUCCGGCGCCUGAUUUGCAAGUGUUUCUCAGAAUUUUAAAACACUUUCAAGUGUAAAUAGAAGCCAUACAUCAAUUACAUCUUGCAGACUUUGAUGGAAAAUGGAACAGUAUUUUGAUUCGUCUCGGGAUUGCGACUUUCUCAGAAGGACCCGAUGGACGUCUUCCACAGCGAAAUAACUUUACAUGCUUCGUACUGCCCAAAGUAAGGAGAGCAUUAGUGGUUUCUAAUAAUUUCUAGAACUUAUCUCCUGCUAUAAAGCCUUUCAUCUUUCUGUCAGACCAACAAGCAAAACAGCUGCAAUAAAAUAUAAACUUUUUAUUAAUAGUCACGUGCGAUACUAAUCUAUUAACCGUGUAACUUUCGUUUUCUAUGAAAAAAUUAAAAAAAAAAGGCAACAAAAACAACAAAAACGAACCUGAACUGCAACUGAGACUAAAGAUCUACAAAACAAAUACAAAAGAGACUCGAAACUCCUAAAAUGCAACUGUUAACUCACAACCUGGUUCAUACAUUUGAUAAUAUCAGAUUGUAAAGUCUCAAACUCCAAUCUUCUUCUUGUUUCAGAACCAAACGUUCUUUAAAGUUAACAUCUCUUCAUAUCACUAUCAUUAUCCAGACCCUAUUGGUCUAAAGGUGAGAAGAUCUAGGGAAAGCCGUGAACGUAUAUGAGCUGUUCUUAUAAUCACUUCUUUCUUAAAGAAAGAAAAGGAAUGUUAAAAGGAUCAACUAAAUGGACAUGUACGUUAACUGGGCAACUGAAGAACAAAAGUUGUUGUUUUUUCACUGACGUUCCUCGGCGACAAGUUCCGAAAAUGACGGGUGUGACUGAAGUUAAAGUUUUUAGUUUUGCCUUUCAACGUUACGAUUUUUUAAAAUAUUCUCCAAUCUCUAUGUCAAUCAUUUUUUUUAAUUUUUAUUUUGUAGGUCAUUGGUCUUCCAUUCUUCAAAACCUGGUAUUUUAUGACACCUUAUUUGCCUCUCUUAGGUAGGUUUAGCACAGACUCACAACUUGCGCUUUGGUAUUAAUCAACUUGAAUCUUUAGCAGGUUCAUUAUCAAGUUAAUAGGCUCGAUUAUCAUGCAGCCGCUUUUCGGAAAAAAAGGGCCUGCGUUCAUUGCUUUGAAUGUAGCUGUUAUUAUCUAACAAGACAGUAACUGUUCGCAACGACAACUACAAUUGGUUUUACGCCGUCUAGUUUAAUUGUUCCUCUCAUCUCUCGCUCUUACCCACUUGUUCGCAAAAAAGAUAUAUUUAUCAUUUGAUAAGAUGAACUGAUAAGUCACCAAAACGUGGAUGUCACGUCUUAGAUCCUUUGAGGGUAUUGAAUUAUAACUCAGUAAACAAGUUUUAGGUUAAAUUUUACAUUACAUCCAUUUUCGUUUCCAAGAUAUGUUAUAAAUACUGCGUUUGCUAAUAUGCCAGAGGACAUCAAAUAUUUUAGUGUGACUCAGUUUUUUUGAUAUGGAAUAUGUUAAGCUGUUUUUUUUUUUUUUUUUAAUGCAUGCCGCGCAUCUUCCCCCUUCCUGGAAUACGCCCCCAGGAGUGAACUUAUGUGACAUCGUAAAAUCCCUGUUCUUUAUUUGUCGUAUCAACAGUGUGUCCACUAUGCUCUUCCCACAACGGCUAACGUCAUUGUUUUGUCAUUAUAUACUAUAUAGUUACUACUGUACCAUCGUCAACCUUUUCAACGAUAACAGGUAAGCUCAAUAGUAAGCUCUCUUCAAGUCUGUGUCAUGUUAAAAUACAUCAGUCCUCGGAGACCAAGGGGUGGGGAAUGACCUAUAAUCAGGUCACCACUUAACAGACUUGACAGUGAUGUCACUUAUUUUUAAUUGUUUAUUUCAUAGUCACUUCUUAUAGUGAACCGUCAACAGCAUUUCCAACAACAGGUAAGCUCGAAAUAAUUCUUCUCUUCUAUUUUGUGCCAAAAACCUUACAACCAAACAUAUUUUCAUUUCAUCCUUUUAUUAUCUGCCUGUUAUGUUUUAAAGAAGCCAAAACACACUGACUUGUAAAUGGAACCAAAGUUAUUUGAAAAAUCGGCAUUAAAAAGUAAUCGUGGAUUCUUUAAUAAUUUGUACAUUCUGCUAAAAAUACUGGUAAAUAGAGGUCCGUACUAUAGUAAUAACUAAUACAGAUAAAUCCACACUUUAAAAGCAAAAUUUGAAUAACACCGUCGUCUGAACUGGUCUAACAACUUUAUACUCAGUUCAUGAGUCAUAAAUGUUAUUAAUCUGGUAUUUCGCGCGAAACAGCGUAUCCAGUUUUACUCUUCGCGCGUUCUUAACCUAGGCAAAAAUACCGGCUGUUUUUCAGUCUAAGCUCUCUACAACGGCUGUGACACAAGUUCAGUCUUCUUGCUUUAUAACUUGACACUCUAGUGUUGUUUGCUGAUGUGCCAUCUGGUUGGUGUCCAUUCUCGUCAGAGCUGUCCCAUUCAUAGACCCACGUGAGAAAGGGGCCGACGCGUCUCGCCUUUCUCGCCUGGGGUUUCGCUCGCUGUAAUAUCCCUAAGGAAAAAUGGGGACUACUCGUAGUCUAAUUGUCUGUUUGUAUAUGUUCAGUUGUACCGGUGCUGAUCCUGUGAUCUCUAUGAUCGUCCCGCCGGUUCUUGCAUUUUGGCGGCCCUACCGGCAAAAUCUCAUUUUGCAGGUGGCAACCUUGUGCUCUGCUCUUCGCUCUUUUUGUGAGUGUCAAUGUUGACGCCCGUCCGUGAUAUCUCUUUAGUAUUAACAGGCGAAUACACAGGGCAAAAUCAAAUCUGUUAUAUAACAUAAUCAACCGGUUUCAAUGUUUUACCAGGUUCCAGUAAAACAGUGGCCCAUACAGUAACCAUAUUGAUUGGCAUUUUAACUGGCCUUGUUCUGGUUGUCGGUUUGCUGGCGUAUAUCUUACGUAGCAAAAGGCGCAAGAAGGCUCCUGUACCCUCAGGUAUGUUUUGCUUAUAUCAAUUCGUGUUCCCACAAUUUUAACAGAAACUGAAAGAAUCUUUUUUAAUACUUGACAUGUUUCUGCUUUCCUUUCAACAGAUUACAAAUACCACGUGUUUAUAAUAUACAACAAUGAAGAUAAAUUAUGGAUGAAAAAACUCCUAACAUUCUUAGAAGAAAAGCAUAAUUUAAAGUGCUGCGUACACUACAGAAACUGGAUCAUCGGGAGACCUUUCCGAGACAACAUGGUAGAAAGUGUCAAUAAUAGUUACAAAGUAAUAGCUCUGUUUUCAAGCAAUUCUAUAAAAAGCAACAACGUCAGUUAUGAAUUAGGUCUUGCGAUAGACCGAGAAGAGAAAAGCGGAGAUCAUAGUUUGGCAUUGAUCAGAAUAGAUGGAGUCAACUUUGAAGAACUGCCAUCAAAACUUAGGAACAAAACUUUAAUAGACUACGAAGACCCCUCACAAAGGCCAAUUUGGAAAAGAAAGCUGCUCGAGUUUCUCGAUUUGUCAUUUCAUGAUUCUGAUGCCCACAAUGAUGAUAACAACAAUAGUGAUGACAAUCAAGUUAAUAUAAACAAUGGUGUUACCAGGACUAGAUUUUCGAGGCUUGACAGUACGACUAGCAACGACUCACAGACACCCUUGGUAUCGUAAGAUUUCUAAGAUUUUUCAUAGGAGAGCAUAACAGUACCAAACUAAACACGUUUCUUGCAUUCGUCCAUUCGUAUCAGAUUUUUAUUGAAAGUUAUCAAAUGCAUAAAAACUGGUAGUUCAAUCGCUAUACUAGUUACGCUGGAAGUUGUACCACCAAUUUUGGAACUAAAAAAAAAGUGACGCAAAAAUUGAUCACUGCCAACCAAAGCUACAAUAAUGGUCAAGAGUCUUUGAACAAAUUUGCACAUGUCCCUGCCCCUCGACUAAUAUUCGCUUAACAAACAAAUGCAAGCGAAAAGGUUUACUUAUGCAUGCAAGCCCUUCCCCGACCCCCACAAUGCUACGAUAUGAUUUACAAGUUUGUAAAGAGUUCUCGAAUCAGUUGGUAAGCCAUUUGCCUUAUUGCGUCACAACAGGAACUAAUAAACUCAAUUUCGUUUUUCAGAAUUUGAUA
Porites lobata is the source of this 9651-nucleotide messenger RNA. Lineage: Eukaryota; Metazoa; Cnidaria; Anthozoa; Scleractinia; Poritidae. The record is from the annotation of a GenBank genome assembly.